AAGGGAAGAAGGCACAAACAACACAAAGGCUGCGAGAAACGACGGGGAGAAGGCGUGCGUGGUGCGAAAGAGACCCAAACGCGGUUCCCGUCGCCUCCUCCGCCAAUUUCUCCGAUUAAACUAAAAGAUAAAUAAAUCAGCUCGAGAUCUACCACCGGAUCUUCCCUCACACUAGAAAAAAAAUGGAGACGGAAAACCAGAAGAAGUCGUCGUCGGUGUCUGAUGUGGGAGCCUGGGCUAUGAAUGUGGUCAGCUCCGUCGGAAUUAUAAUGGCCAACAAGCAGCUCAUGUCCUCCUCCGGCUAUGCUUUUACCUUUGCGACGACUUUGACCGGGUUCCAUUUUGCGGUAACGGCGCUGGUAGGACUGGUCUCCAACGCUACUGGUUUAUCUACGUCCAAGCAUGUUCCUCUGUGGGAGCUUCUAUGGUUCUCUAUUGUUGCCAAUAUGUCCAUCACUGGGAUGAAUUUCAGCCUUAUGCUCAACUCUGUUGGUUUCUACCAAAUCUCAAAGCUUAGCAUGAUUCCUGUGGUUUGUGUGAUGGAAUGGAUCCUUCACAACAAGCACUACUCAAGGGAAGUCAGAUUGUCUGUUAUAGUUGUGGUCAUAGGAGUCGGCAUUUGCACUGUGACUGAUGUCAAAGUUAAUGCCAAAGGUUUUAUAUGUGCCUGUGUAGCAGUUUUGUCUACAUCGUUGCAGCAAAUUACAAUAGGUUCUUUGCAGAAGAAGUACUCAAUUGGAUCCUUUGAGUUGUUGAGUAAGACAGCCCCAAUUCAAGCCAUUUCUCUCCUUAUUUUUGGUCCAUUUGUGGAUUACUUUCUUAGUGGAAAUUUUAUAACAAGCUACAAGAUGACCUCUGGUGCCAUUUUAUUUGUUCUUCUUUCAUGCUCCCUAGCUGUGUUCUGCAACAUCAGCCAGUACCUCUGCAUUGGGCGAUUUUCAGCAACAUCCUUUCAGGUUUUAGGUCACAUGAAAACAGUAUGCGUUCUCACUUUGGGGUGGCUGCUCUUUGAUUCUGCACUGACCUUUAAGAAUAUUAUGGGGAUGAUUCUGGCUGUGGUUGGCAUGGUAAUAUAUAGUUGGGCCGUGGAGAUUGAGAAGCAGAAGCAGGCUAAUGCCAAGGCCUUACCAUCAACGAAGAAUAGCCUGACGGAAGAGGAAAUUAAACUUCUAAAGGAGGGAGUAGAAAACAUUCCAGUCAAGGAUGUUGAACUUGGUGAGUCUAGAGUGUAGGUAGAUUGAUUGAGGGAAAUACGAGGUAGUUUCAUUGGGUUCCAGUUAUUCAUUUGUUGUUGUUUUUGCCAUAAAUUAAUGUGCUAGCAAAACUCUAUUUCCAUAUGCUGAUUACCCACACAUAUUCAUUUCAGAAGUUUUUUUUUCUUUUUUCUUUUUUUUUUUUUUGUUUUUGUUUUUUUUUUUUUAUUUCCAUUCUUAUAUUAUUUUAUGUGCAUGGGGAUUAUAAGUAAAAGAAAUUAUGAUGG
Molecule: messenger RNA, 1480 nt
Organism: Rubroshorea leprosula
Lineage: Eukaryota; Viridiplantae; Streptophyta; Magnoliopsida; Malvales; Dipterocarpaceae
Source: the annotation of a GenBank genome assembly